Triticum turgidum subsp. durum (durum wheat) is the source of this 501-nucleotide messenger RNA. Lineage: Eukaryota; Viridiplantae; Streptophyta; Magnoliopsida; Poales; Poaceae. The record is from the annotation of a GenBank genome assembly.
AUGGUGGUGGUCGCCCGAGUUGCCGUGCCGCUUGCUGUGUUGCUGCUUGCCGCCGCACCGCUGCCGCUUGCUGCGCUGCUGCCGCGCCGCUGCACUGCUCCGUGCCCCGCGGCCACGCUGCUUCUUGCCGCCACUUGGCGUGCUGCUGUGUGCGCCGCCGCCGGCUGCUACUGCGUGCACCGCCCGCCGCUGAUGCUUGCCACCAUCCCUGCCUCUGUUGUCCGCUCCCCCUGCUGUUGCUACUGCUUGUCACCCCCUUGCUGCAGCUUGACUAGGAGCAUGGCGACAAAGGCCACCGGAGCAGUAGAAGGCCACCGGAGAAGAAAGGGAGACAGAGGAGAAGAAGGUACCAUGACAGACCUGCCAAAGAUGAAGAAGGCGAAGAAGGCCAAAUUCAUUGUCGGCAUCAUGGAGCCCAAGGUUGGGUUCCACAUCACUGAGGCGACUAGAAUAUGUUGCGAGUCCAACGAGUAUGUGCAUGAACUACUUCAUGUCAUGUGA